AUGGGUGAUCUUUCUUGCUCAAAUGCUAAUGGUACUAAUGUCUAUUCUCAGAGGAAAAGCUGCUGGUAUGAAGAAGAGAUCGAAGAGAACUUGAGAUGGUGUUUUGCUCUCAACAGUAUACUACACACAGGAGCCACUCAGUUCCAGGACAUUCAACUUUUGGACACUAAACCCUUCGGGAAGGCUCUAGUAAUCGAUGGAAAGUUGCAAAGUGCAGAGAUCGAUGAGUUCAUCUACCAUGAAUCUCUUGUUCAUCCACCACUUCUACAUCACCCGAAUCCGAAGACCAUAUUUGUUAUGGGUGGAGGUGAGGGUUCAACUGCAAGGGAACUACUUAGACACAAGACUGUGAACAAAGUUGUCAUGUGUGACAUUGAUGAGGAAGUGGUGGAGUUUUGCAAGUCUUAUUUGGCAGUAAACACUGAAGCUUUCGGUGAUCCAAGACUCGAGCUCAUUAUCAAUGACGCUAGGGUGGAACUUGAAAAGAGAGACGAUAAAUAUGAUGUGAUCAUAGGAGACUUGGCAGAUCCCCUUGAAGGUGGCCCAUGUUACCAACUCUACACCAAGACCUUCUAUGAACUCACUGUUAAACCACGACUCACGGAGGGUGGCAUUUUUGUCACACAGGCUGGACCAGCUGGUGUAUUUAGCCACACAGAAGUUUUCUCUUGUAUUUUCAACACUCUAAAGCAGGUUUUUAAAUAUGUGGUGCCAUACUCAGCUCACAUUCCUUCCUAUGCUGACAUUUGGGGAUGGGUCAUGGCAUCAGAUUACCCGAUAACACUGAGUCCAGAUGAAUUGGAUUUGAGAAUGAAGCAAAGGAUCAAUGGGGAGAAUAGAUAUCUUGAUGGAAAAACAUUUGUGUCAGCUUCUACCUUGAGCAAAGCAGUUCGAAAAUCAUUGGAUGAUGAAACACAUGUGUACACAGAGGGUGCAGCAAGAUUCAUCUAUGGGCAUGGACACGGUUCAGCUCAGAAGCACGAUCAUCAUGCUUGACAAGGGACGGAUUUGAUGCACGAAAGAUGAAGCAAAUUCCCUUUAAUUUUGAUGUUUUAUUUGAAUUUUCUUUGUUUACCUUUUCUUUGUAUUUUGUUUCUUUAAUUUUGUAGCCACCAAUGGUAAAUUAAUUUCUAAAUGUUAAUGAACUUCUAUGAAAACGGAUUCACAACCCAAUAU
Messenger RNA from Lactuca saligna, 1176 nucleotides. Lineage: Eukaryota; Viridiplantae; Streptophyta; Magnoliopsida; Asterales; Asteraceae. The record is from the annotation of a GenBank genome assembly.